AGAUCUCCCUCCUCCUCUGGAGGAAUCACACAGCCACUGCCGCAGAAUUCCCGUGGCCUUGAGCUCUCAGAUUCUGCGCUGGGCAGCAGGACAGUAACCUUUCUGAAGGCUUUCAGUUCAUCUGCACUUAAUUCACUGAGUGCUCUGUGUGCAGCACAGGAGUGGGUCCUGUAACCCAGAGUGAGGGCCGGACACCUUCCCUGUGCCCCCUCAGGAUUUCUCUGUGAUCAAGCCAACAGUUCAGGAUACAGGGUCCAAGGAUGAACAUUCACCGUGGCAGUGACAGCGACAGGUUAUUGCGGCCAGAGGCCAGCUGCAUAGUGGAUGACACCUUAGCUGUGGCUCAAGAAAAAGAAACAAACAGCCUGGCUUCAUCUGGUCUUCAUAAUCUCACUUAUCCCAUAGGUCCCAGGAACGAAGAUCUUUCGCUUGACUAUGCCUCUCCGCCAGCAAAUCUUCAGUUUUCUCACAUGAUGCCACUUCCCGAGGACAUCAAAGGCUCUUGCUUCCAAAGUGGGGGUAAACGGAACCACGAACCCUUUCUUGCCCCAGAAAGAUUUGGAAAUAGUGUGGGCUUUGGUAGUAACGCUCAUUCCCAAGCACCAGAGAAAGUGACACUUCUUGUGGAUGGCGCACGGUUCAUUGUGAAUCCACAGAUCUUCACCGCUCAUCCGGACACCAUGUUGGGAAGGAUGUUUGGACCAGGAAGAGAGUACAACUUCACGCGGCCCAAUGAGAAGGGAGAGUAUGAGAUUGCCGAAGGAAUCAGCGCAACUGUAUUUCGCACAGUGCUGGAUUAUUACAAAACUGGUAUCAUCAAUUGUCCAGAUGGCAUCUCUAUCCCAGACCUUAGAGACACAUGUGAUUAUCUCUGCAUUAAUUUUGACUUCAACACUAUCCGAUGUCAAGAUCUGAGUGCUUUACUGCACGAACUGUCUAACGAUGGUGCUCACAAGCAGUUUGAUCACUACCUCGAAGAGCUGAUCCUGCCCAUCAUGGUGGGCUGUGCCAAGAAAGGGGAGCGAGAGUGCCACAUCGUCGUACUGACGGACGAGGAUUCUGUGGACUGGGAUGAAGACCAUCCCCCACCCAUGGGAGAAGAAUAUUCCCAAAUUCUUUAUAGCUCCAAGCUCUACAGAUUCUUCAAAUAUAUUGAGAAUCGAGAUGUUGCUAAAACAGUGUUAAAGGAACGGGGCCUGAAAAACAUUCGCAUUGGGAUUGAAGGUUACCCUACCUGUAAAGAAAAAAUAAAGAGAAGACCUGGCGGUCGGUCUGAAGUUAUCUAUAAUUACGUGCAGCGUCCCUUUAUCCAGAUGUCAUGGGAAAAGGAAGAAGGGAAGAGUCGCCACGUGGAUUUCCAGUGUGUUCGAAGCAAGUCCCUCACCAACCUGGUAGGUGCCGGCGAGGACAUCUUGGAGGACCCGGAGAUGCUCAUGCACCACCCGCCACAAGUGGACGAACUCGACCGGCUCAAUGCCCCCCUUGUUCAGAUGGUUUCUCAUGACUUCCAGGAUUAGGGGUGUAUGGGUCGGCCCCUCUCCAGGGCUCUUCCAUGUGGGACGCCCAUGGCCAGGCUCCCAUCCUCCCCAUGGCUGUGUCACCCUGACACGCACCUCCCCUACCUUUGGCUUUCCUGUAAUUAACAUGUGUCCUGUUCCAUAAGUCUGAGUCUCUGGCAGGGGAUGAAGACGCGCUCUGGUAAUCAGGCUCCCAGCUUUCCAGCGGCCCUGGUAACUGGAAAAAUUGGGGUCUGGUACUGUUCACUGAGUCUGCAUAGCUACAAAUGCAAGCAGGAAAGGAAGCCAAGGCUCCUAUUGCCUCAGCAAAGCAGUCCUCAUCCUUUCCACUCUGCUUUUGUUGGUUUUGUCUUAUAUCAGGCAAAUGCGUAGUAAGCAGCAAAGGGACCAAAGGUAAAAAGAGACAUCUCUGUCUUCUGAAAGCUGGCACUGAGAUGCUCAUGAGAAGUUAAUGAAGUCCCAUUCCUAGGGCCUCUGCACCCAGACUGCAUCGAGAAAGGACAGGCUCACUCGAAAUCUCAAAAGGAAAUUCCUAAGAGCUGAAAUUCAGCUUCCUCAUUAAUGCAGUGAACAAUUCAAAACCACACAAGACAAGUUCUUCAGCGGAAGAAUGACAUAAUGAUGUAGGAACUCAAAUUGCCGACUGACUGGGAGACAACUCCGGGGCCUCUCCACAUCAGGCCAGUGGGUUCUCCUGGCCAGGACCCUGGGCCAGCACUUUGCUGUGGUGGGGCUGGGAGACUGGAGAUUCAGGUGAAAGGCUCACAGGGAGGGGAGCAAUUCCUCACCAGUGCCAUCCCCUUAGAUUGCUAAGGGCACCUUGGAGAAAGCGUUUGGAGUGAAACUGGCUGGGAAGCGUCACCAGCAGACUCCCAGGGCAGGAUUUCUCUACACAGGUUCUCAUACCAUGGAGUUCUGGAGGUAUCUGAAUUUUGAUUUUUAAAAUACCCUAGUAACUACUCUCACACUGGGUAAGAAAAUGACGGUGAUGUGGUCCCCCAAGGAAGGGCAAGUUGAAGGGAAGUCAGGUUCAGGUGUCAUCUGGUUGCUGUCAGCUCUAUUAACACUGUUUGGUUGGUGACAGUCCAGAUCAGCCUCCUGGACCCUACCUUCCUCUGACAGCUCUGUGGUUGUUAGCAGCAGAGCUAAAUUUAGUCCCAAAGCCAGGCAGGUGUGUGGGAAUUAACCUCCCACUUCUGGUCAGAGUCGUCCACACCGUAGACUGAAUAGGCACAUAGUUUCCUUCCAGUUCUUUUAAGAACACAACGCGUUUUCUUAAAUUCCUUUCCCAUAAGAUGCUGUAGGACAAGCUACUUGAUUCUUCCAAAAAUAAAGUUGGGUGUUGAGAGCCCCUUUUUCCCAGCCUGAGGAAUAAGAAAUGUUUCCUUUUGGCCCCAAACUUGUGGCUGUUCUCCUGCCUCCACCUCCCAAGUGCUAGGAUCACAGGCUUGUGCCACCACCAGUGGCUUAAGAAUGGUUUUUGGUUUUUUUUCUGGUACUGGAGACUGAACUUGGGACCUUGCGCUUGUGAGGCAGGUGUUGCACCACUGAGCUACAUCUCUGGCCCCCUGGCUUAAGAAUGUCCUUAAGGAGCGUGUUCUGGGUGCUUGUGGCCAGCAUCACAAGGAAUCAAUGUUCUGUUCCUUACUGGGAAAACAGCAGUCAGACUGAGCCAUCUGUCACCUAGUUUUGAUCACCAUUGGUGUCUAUUUGUGGAGCCGGUGGCCAGCAUAGGGGUGAGGGUUAUUUGUAACCAAGUGGCUCCAAUUUAGGUCAGGCAUAGCCUUGGCCUUGCCAGCAGCACGUCCAUACCCAUUAGCAGCUUACCUGCCCCGGUGCUUCCUUCACACUUCUCAGUGGCUUCCAUGCCAUUGCAGAGGAAAUUUGAAUCCCCCCCCAUUUCUGUGUUGACGAUGUGAGUAACUAGUGUAAACAUGCCACAGUUAACACUUUAAUUAGUUCCUGCUAGGUACAAAGUUAGGAAAGUAGGGUGUGUACUUGAUGCUUUGUUUUGUGUAACUGAUUAUUUUUCUCAGGCUUAGCGAUCUUCCCUACAGCCACAUUCUAAGUUAACUUGCUUUUGGCCCCAACCAGUAGUUUGAGGACGUGGAAAUGUGGUUUGUCUGCAAGUGUCAUCAAGUGGUGGUGACUAAACGAAAAAGUGACCAUAGGUUCCUUCUGAUAGAGCAGUUUCUGUACCCCCCACCUCACCCCCCACCUAGACCUUAACGUCUUUCUAACUUGGUGGCCCCUCAGUUCCUGUGGGAAUGAGGCCUAGGCUACAGUCAUCCCCUUCAGUCAGUUACUGGCCAGAUAGGUAGAAGGUAACUUGGGUUUGGUGUCUCUUUAAGUGCCUAAAUAAGUAAGCCAAGCUGUUCAUACAUUUUUGUAAGAAAUUAUUUCACCCAGAGUAUCUUAGAGCUUCUCAGCAAGCCAAGAUGAACCAGAAUUUGAGGUUUAGAGUUGGCUAGGAAACAUUAGCCAUUGAGAGCACAAGGAGACAGUGUUAAAAUGUCACAUUAUUUGAUGGUUUCUUCAAAGUGAAAGAAAGGUAUUGAAGGAAUGACAGCAAGGAUAAGAAAGUAAGUAGCUGGAUUUCCUGCACAAUAUAUGAUGGCCAAAAUUAUUUUAAACUGAAUCUUGAAGACAGUAUGUUAUCUAAUGUAUACAGGUCUGUAGGGCUGGGGUUGUAGCUUAGUGGUGCUGCAUUCUGCCUGGCAAGCGCAAGGUCCUGAGUUUGAUUCCUGGUACCAAAAAAACAAGUCUAUGAAAGUACUGUGGAAUAAGCUCAGUGAGGACAGGUGUCUCUUCAGUUAGUGUUUCAAAGGGUCCCUCUUUAAAUAAAAACUCAGAGCACAGGCUUUAACUUAGACUCUGUCAUCCAGUGUAAUGUGAAAUCUUUUUUUUUAAAUCCUGAGUUUUUAGUAAGCAUUAAUGCCACUUCUUGCCAUUGCUUGGAACCUGUUAAAGUGGACAUAGCUCAGACAGCAAACUGAUGCCUUGGUGGGGAUGGAGCGUGCCGUGUUUGGGAUGGUGGGAUCACCUUUGCUAAAGGAGAGCUACAUCUCCUAAAGGCAAAGUGCUUGUUAGGUGUCGCCUCUUUACCUUGAGUUUAAAGUUGCACUUGUUCACCUACCAGUGUUUACGAAAUCCUACAUUUGGGAUGCUUUUUUCUAUAAUAAAAUAUUAUUAUUUGUGUGUC
Molecule: messenger RNA, 4719 nt
Organism: Heterocephalus glaber (naked mole-rat)
Lineage: Eukaryota; Metazoa; Chordata; Mammalia; Rodentia; Bathyergidae
Gene: Kctd20
Product: potassium channel tetramerization domain containing 20
Biological process (GO): positive regulation of phosphorylation
Cellular component (GO): cytoplasm
Molecular function (GO): protein binding
Source: RefSeq, a predicted model, not a curated record